CCACAUUUUAUCUUGUUCAACAUGAAGAGUCUCCUCGUCUUCACCUUCUGUCUGAUCUCAGCUGGAACUGCUGCUGAUAUAAUCACAGUGAAUGGAUCCACCGGCGGCUCAGUCCGGAUCAGAUGCCCCUACGAAGCUGGAUAUGAAUAUUCCACAAAGUAUCUGUGCAGAGGGAAAUGUUCUGUGAUUAAAGACAUUCCUGUUGAUUCUGUAUUUGCUAAAGAUAGGAGAUUCUCUCUGAAAGACAACACAACAGCCAGAGUCUUCACCGUCACCAUCACUGAUCUGAGACCAGGCGAUAAAGGAAUGUACUGGUGUGCAGUACAGAGAACAAUCAGUGAUGCGUACACAGAGGUUCAGCUACAGGUUAGAACAGUUCACCGAGGAAUCACGUCACCUCCUCGUACACCCUUCACCACGAGUCCUUCUGUCAGUACAUCAGCACCUGCUGAAUCCUCUCCAGGAACCCCAGCUCACACAGGAAACAAAACUAACCAGACCAGCGCUGCUUCAUCCACGGGAGGGAAGACGACGCUAACGGACCUCAAGGCUGGAUCUGAAGGUUCCACUGUGAUCAUCACGGCUGUGGGUGUGAUCCUGGUGCUGCUUCUGAUUGGUCUCCUCAUAUUUAUAGUGAUACUUCAAAGGAAGAGGAAACAAGGCAUGUCACAGAACCCAAAACCCAAACCAUCCCUCCCGGGCUCCUCCAACAACAACCCGGGUGCACCAGACGUCGUGGACUACGAGGAGGUCAACAACGCCUUCUACUCCAGCGUCAAUCCCCCCGCGAGCACCUCGGAUUCCACCAUGUGUCUAUACGACAACGUCGGGUUACCCACGAGCCCCACUUUGAACGGUCUGUACACCGUCGCCCAAAAGCCAUCAGACGACCCCGGUCAGGACUUUUACUCGACGGCCCAAUUACCCACAGGUCCCACCGAGUCUCCCGAGUCUAGUAGCCUAACCUACACGCAGAUAAGCUUCCCCGACGCUGACGCCGCCGCCCCGAGGGUCAUCUUCAAGAAGGAGGACGCGUGUGUCUACGAUAACGUCAAUAUCGCCACCGGGUGAGGAGGAGGGGUGUUCCUCACAACUGCAGCAGUCACGACCCCCGCUGGCUGAGACGGUCAGGGGUGAAGGUCUGCAGCAGUUGAGCCGAAAUACAAACUGGAUAAUUGGAUAUGACUAAAUUGGGCACGCGUCAAUCCCGUACCUUGUAGCUAACGACUAGAUGCUAAGCCGCUAUAUCUGGUCUAUAAAUCACUGAACUGAUACUGUUAAAGAUUAUAAAGCCAACAUGUCUCUGGGUCCACUGUCAUGAGACGCUGCUCCCACCUAGUGGUGAUAGGAGACAAUAGCACCCGAAAUGGCCCAGAUUGCCCCUUAUUGCGUUCCACUUCCUCUCUACUGAUGCCAAUCCCCGGCCCGAUUGAGGAGAGCGAGACUGACACACGCCCCCUCGACAUGUGUGCAGUACCGACAUCCCUUGACCCUGCGCAGACGCCAUCAAUCGGCCAGCGGAGGUCCUGGUUGGGUCAGUUAUGAGAGAGUCCCUCGUCCGGCUCCCACCCUGUUGUCCGUGUAGGCGCCCAGCCCAGCCGACAGCUUUGCUUAGCAUUACGUUUUAAAUCUGUUUUAUUUAACUGCACGAUGUUUAGCAUUGCACUUGUCCCAUUUUGCUAUAUUUAUUCUAUGAUUGUUUUUAUUUUCUUGUAUAUUUAUAUUAUUGCUUUAUAUUAUAUAAAUUAACCUGUAUUUAAACUCAAGCUGCAAUAACGAUAAUAAAAAAUGGAAAGUUUACGUCAA
This is a messenger RNA of Trichomycterus rosablanca, 1806 nucleotides long. RefSeq names its product CMRF35-like molecule 3. Gene Ontology annotation, molecular function: transmembrane signaling receptor activity. Gene Ontology annotation, cellular component: plasma membrane. The transcript is spliced from 8 exons. The coding region runs from base 22 to 1071 and encodes 349 amino acids. NCBI's taxonomy places the organism in Eukaryota, Metazoa, Chordata, Actinopteri, Siluriformes, Trichomycteridae. The record is from RefSeq and is a predicted model, not a curated record.